AUGUCGUUUAUCGCAAGAUUCUUUAGUUGGAAACAGCAGAAAGGAUUGCAGACCAGUGGUACGCGGGCUGUUUAUACACAUGAAGAGGAUGAUUUUGUGCACGUUAGUCAUGUUAAAACGCGAGAAAGUGAAGCUGAUGAUGAGGCUGAUGUCUCCAAAUGGGAAAUGGCCCGGAUUUUGGGUCAUCUUGAUGUGAAAGUGCAACCGAAAGUGGAAACACUGGGUGAUAUCAAGAAGUACAGGACCAGCAGGAGCUCAAAUACUGCUGCUGUGAAGGAGCACUAUGUGGAUGAUCGAUAUGUCAUCGAUGAUCCUUUGGAGCUCGAUAUGUUCGAUGACAAGUUGAACCGCGUAAUCAAGAGGUCCCAUAGGAGAAAGACAAACUUUCCCGAGAAAUCAAGGCUUUAG
Molecule: messenger RNA, 408 nt
Organism: Torulaspora delbrueckii
Lineage: Eukaryota; Fungi; Ascomycota; Saccharomycetes; Saccharomycetales; Saccharomycetaceae
Gene: HAB1
Product: Hab1p
Exons: 1
Coding region: 1-408 (135 amino acids)
Source: RefSeq, a predicted model, not a curated record